Molecule: messenger RNA, 654 nt
Organism: Cuscuta campestris
Lineage: Eukaryota; Viridiplantae; Streptophyta; Magnoliopsida; Solanales; Convolvulaceae
Source: the annotation of a GenBank genome assembly
GCCAGGGGUUGAUACAUACUCCGUAGAAAUUAUCUUUUCGUCCUCUUUUUAAUACUCUCCUCCCUAUCUUUCCUCUCUCCCCUAUCCAACCAAUUGGAUGAAACAAUGACAGCAGUUCCCCUCUGCUCGGAAUCUUCCCUCUGCAGUCCAAUCUUGAAAUUUAACCCUCCCCUCUUUUCCUCUUCCAUCCAUUCGCCUUCUACUGAUAGAAUCAAACUCAAAUUCGGUUCACAUGCCAACUUUAGGGUUUCGACCAAGUCCGCACUCUCUCCUUCUUCUUCUUCUUCUUCGCGAGGGGACUACAAAAGGAACACAGACCAGGUGAUUCCUCCCUACAACGUUCUGAUCACCGGCGGUUCCAAAAGGAAUUGGAUAUGCACUUGCUAAGGAAUUUCUGAAGCCGGGUGAUAAUGUUCUUAUAUGCUCUAGAUCAGGCAAGAGUUUUAUGAAAUGAUGCAAAAAUGCUUCAAAGUCUGGAGUUCUCUACACUUACAUUUACUUGGUCUUGUACCAGAAUGAUAUUUCAUGAGGUAAACAGCUUAGCGUUCAAUGAAAUUUUGUGUACUUUGUCAUAAAAACAGAGGAAUGAUAUAAAGGAUGAUGUAUAAGAAGUUAAUGAGUUUGUUUUGUUUCAAUUAAAUGCAUAGUUAUUAA